Cloeon dipterum is the source of this 11225-nucleotide messenger RNA. RefSeq names its product dachsous cadherin-related 1 (gene ds). Gene Ontology annotation, cellular component: catenin complex; plasma membrane; adherens junction. The transcript is spliced from 18 exons. Gene Ontology annotation, molecular function: calcium ion binding; cadherin binding. The record is from RefSeq and is a predicted model, not a curated record. The coding region runs from base 444 to 10523 and encodes 3359 amino acids. Gene Ontology annotation, biological process: cell-cell junction assembly; cell-cell adhesion mediated by cadherin; homophilic cell-cell adhesion. Lineage: Eukaryota; Metazoa; Arthropoda; Insecta; Ephemeroptera; Baetidae.
CGAGACCUUCAGUUGCUUACGAACAGCGACCUAAGGAGGGUUCGGUGCUUCGACGAAAUCCACGCGCACUGCCUCUUUUCGCAUUUGGCCGAAUCGCGAGGAUGCUGGGGAGCGGGUCGACCGCUUCGACCUGUUCGGCACGCCGGAGAUAAUGUGCGUCGGCAGUCAGCGAGUGCGAAAGUGACUGACCUGAGAGCAAGAGUGGGCACUCGGCGCUGCUGCUUGGCGACCGCCACUUCCAGUUCACCGACACUGUACGUGAAAAGCGGCCGCAAUUCAAUUUCCCGAUCGAUCGGCACCUGUGCAGUUUUUAAGUGCGUUUGCAGUGUGUGUGUUGACUUUCGAUUUCGAGGAAGCAGUUUGGAUUACCUGAAGCCGUGUCAGGACUUUCUGUGUGAGGCACGGAGGGGGUGAAACAUGUAUCUGACAAGUUGACGAGCACAAUGGUGUUACGAAGGAGCAGAACGCUCGGCCGCGGGAUCGCCCCCGACCGGCGGCCACUGCUCGUCAUUGUGGCGCUGAUGCUUCUAAGCGUCGACAGCGCCGAACACACGUGCAAAUUCAAGAUCUCUGAGGGCGUGCCCAUCGGAACCACGAUCGGUCACAUUGGUGUGGCUAAAUGCGAGCCAAGCACUCUCAGCCCUCCACCGCCACCCUACCUGGUGGUGCCGGGUCCUGGCUCCGGCGUGGACACGGACCUCACCAUUGACACCAAUGGCGAGAUUCUGACACGCAUCGUUCUGGAUCGAGAGCUCCGCUCGUCCUACUCGCUGGUGGCGAUUCCUCACAACAACGGUGGAGAUAACAUUCGCGUGGUGAUCCAGGUUCUGGACGAAAACGACAACGCGCCCACCUUUCCGACACCGUUCAUGCACAUCGAGUUCCCUGAAAACACGCCACUAGACGUGAAACGCACGCUGCAGCCAGCGAGAGAUUUGGACCUGGGAGAUUUCAACACGCAGAGCUACAAAAUUGUCUCGGGAAACGUGAACAAAGCGUUCCGCCUGUCGCCGCACUUGGAACGUGACGGCGUAUUGUACCUGGAUCUGCAGAUCAACGGCACCCUGGACAGGGAGACCAUCUCGUCCUACAGCCUUGUGGUGGAGGCCAUCGACGGUGGCAAACCACCUCUGAAGGGCUCAAUGAUGGUCAACAUCACCAUUCAGGACGUCAACGAUAAUCAGCCCAUUUUCAACUCGACGCGAUACUUCGCAAAUGUGCCUGAAAAUGCGACCGUCGGGACGAGUGUCUUGCGAGUGUUCGCCAGUGACUUUGACAGUGGCGCUAAUGGCCAAAUAACGUACUCGAUCAACAGACGGCAGAGUGAUCGUGAAAAUAUGUUCCGCAUUGACGCGACGACAGGUGAAAUCGCUGUCAACAGGCCGCUGGACUUUGAAACGUGCCAUGUACACGAGUUGGUUAUUGUGGCCAGAGACGGCGGUGAGACGCCGCUGGAAACGACGGCAUUCGUUUCGGUCAGGGUGACUGACGUGAACGACAACCAACCGACAAUCACAGUCAUCUUUUUGAGUGACGACGCCACUCCCAAGAUCUCGGAAGGUGCUCAGCCUGGUGAGUUCGUUGCUCGAAUUUCCGUGAAUGAUCCCGAUUCCAAGGAGGAGUACGCCAACGUGAACGUCACCCUAGAGGGUGGCGAAGGCCAUUUCGGCCUGACCACUCAGGACAACAUUAUCUACCUGGUCAUCGUGUCGUUGCCGCUCGACCGCGAACACCAGUCGGACUACACUCUGUCCGUGGUGGCCACCGAUCAGGGAACUCCCCCGCUGCACGCUGCCCGAACGUUCAAACUGCGCGUGACAGACGUGAACGACAACGCUCCCGAGUUCGAGCAGGCCGUCUACCAUGCAAACGUGCUCGAGGUGGCCGAUCCAGGCACCUCGGUCAUCCAGUUGUCUGCGGUCGAUAUGGACGAAGGCAACAACUCUGCCGUAACCUACUCGAUCGUCCAAACGCCGGACACGCAUUCGAGCUGGUUUGAAAUCGACUCCAAGACCGGACUGAUCACCACCAAGGCGCCUGUGGACUGCGAAACGGACCCAGUGCCUCAGUUGACUGUGAUUGCAACGGAUAAUGGUCGACCGCCCUUGUCGGCGUCGGCCACAGUGUUAGUGACGAUCCACGACGUCAACGACAACGAACCCAUCUUUGACCAGAGCUUCUAUAACGUGUCUGUCACUGAAAGCGAGCCCGUCGGACACUGCAUUCUUAAGGUGUCAGCGACUGAUCCAGACUGCGGCGUCAACGCCAUGGUCAACUACACCAUGGGCGAGGGCACUAGCAAGAUGAGGGACUUUGUCGUCAAGUCCACAACCGGAGAGGUCUGCAUCGCCAUGCCCCUGGACUUUGAGACCAGGAGUGUCUAUGAGUUUCCCGUCAUCGCCACCGACAGAGGCGGUCUGAGCACGACAGCCGUUGUGAAGAUCCAACUGACCGACGUGAAUGACAACCGACCCACCUUCUACCCCCGCGAGUACAACGUGAGUUUGCGCGAGGACCGCGGCACCAGCAACGCGCCGGUCGUCGUGGUUGCCGCCACCGAUCCGGACUCUGGCCACUACGGCACUGUCCAUUACGAUUUGGUGGCCGCCGAGCCGGACAACGACGGCCUCUUCAGGGUGGACCGCAAAUCUGGCGCCAUCUUCGUCACCCGGCCCCUGAGCCGCGCCGCGCCCAGGCACCAUCUGAACGUGUCGGCGAGCGAUGGUGCCGGACUGAGGGCCGCCGUUGACGCCGAGGUCUUUCUCAGCGUGGUUGCUUCUGGACAACAGCCGCCGGUGUUCGAAAAGCCCAGGUACAGCCUGAACAUCCGCGAGGACGCCAGCAGAAGCACGGUCGUUGGAACCGUCAGGGCAACUAGCAGUGACCCUGGUUCGGGCGUUGUGCGCUACUCCAUCUACUCGGGCGACCCCAACGGGUACUUCAACAUCGACCCCUUGUCCGGCACCAUCCGCACGUCGUCCUCCCUCGACCACGAGACGCACUCCUCGGUGCUGCUCAACGUGCAGGCGAUGAGCGGCGACCCGCCGACCUAUGGACACAGCCAGGUUUACAUCACCGUCCAGGAUGUGAAUGACAACGCUCCCGAAUUCGACUCUCCGUCGGUUCGGAUUUCAGUGCCGGAAAACGUGGACCUGGGCACCGCCAUUUACGCAGCGCACGCCCGCGACCCUGACUCGGGCGAGAACGGCGAUGUGCGCUACUCCCUACCGAUCAACCCUGGUGGUGUAUUCAGGGUGGACGCAAAGGGUGGGCAGCUGACCCUGGCUAAGGCGCUGGACUUUGAGGUGUCCCAACGUUUCAACCUGGUGGUGCAGGCGUCAGACCGGGGCGCCGAGCGGCAGAUGAGCGCCAAUCUGAGCGUGCUGGUUGAGGUGCAGGACGCCAACGACAACCCUCCCACCUUUGAGAGGCUCGAGUACACGGUGCAUGUCCCCGAGUCCUUGCCGGCAAACUCGCAGGUCGUGCAGGUCGCGGCCAGCGAUAAGGACACGGGCAACAAUGCGAGGCUCACCUACCGCCUGCUGGGCGGUGCCGAUGCGCAUUUUGGCAUCUUCCCCAACAGCGGAGCCGUCUACCUGAGGGAGCCGUUGGACCGCGAAACGCAGGACAGAUACACCCUCAAGGUGCUGGCCAAAGACAACGGCUCUCCAGCUGGAACAGCCACCGCCAGUAUUGUGGUGGUUGUCUUGGACUCAAACGAUAACGCACCCGAAUUUGGAAGCGAAGCCUACCACUUCAUCGUCAGAGAAAAUCUAGAGGCAGGUACCUCGGUAGGCACAAUUUCAGCCAUUGAUAAGGACCUAGAGAACAACGCUGCCCUUCGCUACAGCCUCAUUCCGGCCAACAACAGUUUCCAGAUCAACCCCGUCACCGGCGAAAUUUUCACAAGGGAACCGUUGGACCGAGAGGCCAAGGCCCUCUUUGAACUGAUCGCAGAGGCCAGGGACUUGGGAAGUCCUCCAAGGAGUUCCCGGGUGCCGGUAAAGGUACAGGUGGCCGACGUCAACGACAACGCGCCGCUCAUCGUUGAACCUGAGGAAGACGUAGUCGGCGUCAGGGAGCAGCAGCCAGUGGGAACUGAGGUCGUCAGGGUGCGAGCCAUCGACAGGGACGAGGGCGAGAACUCUUCUAUUGCCUACUCCAUCGUUCAGAGCCCAGAAGCAAGUGACGGCUACGCUGUGUUCACAGUUGACCCCGUCACAGGGGUUGUUCGCACUAAAGCUAUUCUGACGCACGAGGAGAAGGGUGCUUACCGUUUGGCAGUGGCCGCCUCAGACCGCGGCCGCCCUGCCAAGCAAAGUCUUCGCCUUCUCAGGGUGGAGGUGCUGGACGUCAAUGACUCCAGACCGACUUUUAGCAGCGCCAGUCUCGUCUUCCGGGUACCCGAAGGCGUGCCCGUGGGCUUUGAGGUGGGCACCGUGACCGCCGGCGAGGGUGAGAACAGCGUAGAGGGUGGCAAAGUCACAUACACAUUGAGCGCAGACGAGCUGGACGAAGAGGUGGCGGCGACAUUCACCGUCAGUCGCACCACCGGUGUGAUGCUGACCACCCGUGACCUCGACCGAGAACGCGCCUCAUCUUAUCAGCUGGAAGUGCGUGCCAUCGACUCGAGCGGCGUGCCUCAGGUGACGAGUUUGAUCAGCAUCACGAUCGAGGUGGAGGAUGUCAAUGACGAGGCACCCUUCUUCGCCGAGGACCCUGUGCUGGCGACGGUUGCUGAGGAUGCUGCCGUCGGCUCGUCUGUUUGGAAUUUCACCGCAGAGGACAAUGAUUUGGGUGUUAACGGCGAAGUGCGCUACUCACUGAGCCACCAGUGGCCUCGCGACGACUUCACGAUCGACCCUGAAACCGGCGUCCUCAGCGUGUCCAAUACGCUGGACAGGGAACUGCACGCUGAGUACACGCUGGUGGUGACGGCCACUGACCAGGCGGUGAACGCGUCUCAACGUCUUCGCUCGUCGGCCACGGCCAAAAUCCUUGUGCUCGACGCCAACGACAACGCGCCGCGAUUUGUGUCCCGCUCGAUCCUGUGGCUGUCCGGCGACGAGCCGUCCGGCAUCGGGGCCGCGCCACUCAUGCAGGUCAUCGCCACUGACGCCGACGCGCAGGACAACGGCCGCGUCUCCUACUUUCUGAACGGCGACGACCACCUCGAGGGUCUCUUCACCAUCGACCACCUGAGCGGCCUGCUAGGACUCGCCAGGCCUCUUGGACGGAGGCACGGUGGUGCUAGACUGGUGCUCAAUGUCACCGCCAGGGACAGCGGAAAACCCGCUAAAGCCUCUUCGCAGUUGCUCGAGAUCGAGGUUGCCGGCGGCAGUGAUAGUCCUGCGAGGUUCUUGCAGAGUGUCUACGAAACCACCGUGUCCGAAGAUGUCCCGAGUGGGACGUUUGUGGUCAAGGUGUCAGCGAGGGAUCCUGAUUCCGGUGGCUCACCAGACAACCUGACGUACUUCAUCCCUGAAGGCAUGGCUGACGGCCGCUUCAGCAUCGACGCCCGCCGCGGGGUGGUGACCACCUCCGGCCCGCUGGACCGCGAACUAAACUACCGCUAUGUACUGCCCAUCUACGUGCGCGACGAUUCUGCCCGUCCCCCGCAACUGGACUCGGCCACCCUCGUGGUGAGCGUAUCUGACGCCAACGACAACUCGCCGCAGUUCGCCCCUGGCUCGUGCUACCCCCUGUCCGUGCCUGAGAACAGCGACCUGGCCGUAAUUCACACUGUGGUGGCGACUGACCUUGAUGAGGGCCGCAACGGCGAGGUCACCUACAGCAUCACCAGUGGAAACGUGGGCAACAAGUUCAGCAUCGAAUCGCACACCGGCGAGCUGUCCGCUAGACCACUGGACAGAGAGGCCCAGGCCGCCUACUGGCUCGUCAUUACGGCCGAGGAUAGGGGAACGCCAGCCCUGACCGGGGCGUGCAACCUCAGCAUCACGGUGGGCGACCAGAAUGACAACAACCCCAAGUUUGCCCUACCUAGAUACGCAGCCUCCCUGCCGGAGAACGCGCCCCUAGACUCGACGGUGCUCACCGUCCAGGCCACAGACGCAGACAUCGGUGCCAACGCGCGCAUUACCUACUCUCUGACCAACGAGAGUCAAUGGCUGUUCAAGAUUGACAACGCGACUGGAGUCAUCACCACUGCUGGCCCGCUGGACCGCGAAAAGCAACGCGUCUACUCCUUCCAAGUGGUGGCCACCGACGGAGGCCGCUACGAUGCCCGUUCCGAGAAGGUUUCUGUCCAGCUGACUGUCAAUGACGUCAACGACAAUAAACCCGUGUUUGAGAGGUACCCCUUCACCGCCGAGGUGGCUGCUUCCACACAACCUGGACAAGCACUGCUGCAAGUUUCGGCUCAAGACAAGGACGAGGGUGCCAAUGCUGACAUUGUUUACAGUUUCGUGAACGAGCCGCACGGAAGCAAGUUUCGAAUUAACCCAAGCACAGGGGUUGUCACGGCCAGUUCCAGUCUGUCCUCGGACUCUGGCCGGCUCUACCACCUCGAGGUUCUAGCCAGGGACAAAGGCAACCCCCCGCAGAGUGCUACAGGUUUGGUCGAAAUCAGAGUCGGAGAAACGAGAGAUGCGGCUGCUGCAGCUGCUGCUCUCAGGUUCCAAAAUUUGACCUAUGUAGUAAGCCUACCAGAAAACGCACCGACCGGCAAGGAAGUCGUUCAGGUUUCUGCCGUGCGAGCAGACGGACGUCGGCAGCGCAUCACCUACAGCUUUGGCAGCGGCAACGAAGACAACACUUUCGAGAUCAACUCGAAUAACGGCCUUGUGCGCGUACGCGACCCCCGAUUGCUUGACUACGAAAGCGCCCCUCGCCUCCGCCUGGUGGUGGUAGCGCAGGCGGACGGCGCCCAGCCACCCCUUUACGGCUACGCUACCGUGUGGGUGGAGGUGCAGGACGUGAACGACAACGCUCCGCGCUUCACGCAAGAGCGCUAUUACGCGUCCGUCUGGGAGGGAAACAACAAGGGCACUUUCGUCAUGCAAGUGUCGGCCACGGACGCCGACGAGGGCUCAAACUCGCACAUCCUCUACCACAUUGUUGACGGCAACCAUGACAACGCGUUUGUCAUCGAGCCGCCGUUCUCGGGCCUAGUAAAGACCAACAUCGUGCUCGAUCGCGAGAUCAGAGACUCGUACCGGCUCACCGUCAUCGCCACUGACGAGGGUAGACCUCAGCUCACCGGCACAGCAACUCUUAGCGUCACCAUUGUCGACGUCAACGACAACCAGCCGACCUUCCCACCCCACUCGGUCAUCAGCGUUAAUGAAGGUGCCACAUUGGGUUCUGUCGUUGCGGAGGUGACGGCUAACGACGUGGACACCAACCCCGCCCUGACAUACUCUUUCGCAGAGGGUGGCAACCCCGACUCCACCUUCAGCAUUGACCGAUUCAGUGGUGCAGUCACCCUCGCACGCCAACUUGAUUUCGAGGGACGCAAGUCGUACGAAUUGAAAGUGCGAGCAUCGGACGCGGCCCACGCCGUCUUCACCUCGCUAACCGUCCAUGUGACCGACGAGAAUGACAAUACACCUAUGUUCGAGCAGCAGUCUUACGAAGUCGCACUUUCAGAGCUGACAGAGCCAGGUCAGCCGAUCCUGACUGUCAACGCAUCAGACGCCGAUUCCGAAGAAAAUGCACGCAUCCAUUUCUCCUUGUUGGGAGCCUCUGACGGCUUCAAGAUCGACGAACAUACCGGUGUCAUUUACACAAACCGCAGCGUAGAGUACGACCCUAGACGACCUCAUGUGCAGCUACUUGUGACAGCUACAGAUGGAGGAAUUCCCUCAAGAUCUGCAGUCGCAGCGGUUAGAGUGCAUUUGACAGAUGUUACUGAUGCUCUUCCAAGGUUUCCUCAAGAGGAAUUCAGGGUUCACAUUCGUGAGGAUGCAACGUUGGGAUCGGUGGUAAAGCGACUUCCACCUGCUGGAGGUCUGACUGAUGACUUGGAACGCAGCAGCCUUGAAUUCACAAUUAUCUCUGGAAACGAUGAAGACCUAUUCAGAGUUUUGAGCCCGAGUGGAGAGCUCAUCCUGGUUGGACCUCUGGAUCGAGAGACGCGUGACCUGUACUCAGUCAAAAUCGGUGUGAGGUCGCGAAUGGCCCCUUCAGCAAAUUCCACCGUUUCUAUUCUGGUGCAAGUGGACGACACCAACGACAAUGCACCAGAAUUUUCGCAACCAAGAUACGAAACGCACGUGAGCGAGUCUGCAGCGGUUGGCCGCUCAGUCCUCAGGUUGACAGCCACUGACAGGGACACCGGCAGGAACGCGAAACUGCUCUUUGAAAUCACCUCUGGCAACGAAGAAGGCCUGUUCACGCUAGACCCCAGCUCUGGAGUUAUCUCCAUCGCUGCUGUGCUGGACAGAGAGCGUGCACCGAUGCACAGGCUUGUGGUGCGCGCCUCAGAUCAAUCUCAGGACAAGCAACUAGCGGCCCUUGCAUCAGUUCUUGUCAAGGUGGAUGACGAAAACGACAACGCGCCACGCUUCCCUGUCCCCAGGUACACCUCAUCUGUGCCUGAGAACUCGCCAGUCGGAACGAGAGUGGCGCGCAUUUUGGCCACCGACAUGGACAGGGGUGAAUUUGGCCUUCUGAACUACUCAAUUGUGGCUGGUGAUGGCCGUGGCAGAUUUGCUGUCGAUGAUACAGGAAUGAUAACAACGCUUGCAGUCUUUGACUAUGAAUCGGUAAAUCGAUACUCCCUGACCCUCAAAGCCAACGACCAAGGUGGUCUAUCUGCCACGACCCUGGUGGCCGUUGAUAUUGAAAGCAGAGAUGAAUUCCACCCUGAGUUCACGGAAAGCACUUACCGUUUUGUGGCACCACUCUCUCCACCUGUUGGCUACGUGGUUGGCAGCGUCCACGCUUCCGACCGCGACCUUGGUCCUGACGGCAGGGUGAUCUACGCUUUGGCCAGCCAAGAUUCGCAUUUCAAAGUGAACAGAACGACCGGCGCCGUUUUGGUGCGCAAACCUAUUUCGAACGAAGCUGCUGGCAGUGAGGUGCGACUCGUCGUAUCCGCCAGCUCAGGUCGUCCAGGGUCGCUGACGAACAUGACCAUCGUGGAAGUUGCCCUGAAUGCUCUAGCCACAGGGGGCUCCAAUCUCGUCGGUGCCGGAGCCGGUUCAUCUGCCGAAGCAGCUUCAUCAGGAGGACUGGCAGAUUGGGCCCUGAGCAUGCUUAUCGCCCUGAUCCUCCUGCUUUUGGCAUUUGGAGGAGCCGUCGUUUUCCUGCACAUGCGAAAGCAACGCCAAUGCAAACCUUCCAUCAGCACUGAGCCGUUCGACCACUCGUCGUUCGACACCAUCGACGUGCGUGGUCCGACCACCUCUGCCGUUUCCCCAAUGGCGCAGUUCCCACCCAAAUACGACGAAAUUCCGGCUUACGAGGCCGCCGCGGUUGUAGCAGCGGAGAGAAGACAUCACCGCCACCACGGCUCUCACCACGCAAACUCGGAGCUUUCAGAGCAAAGUCAGUCCGCCUCAAGCGGCAGGGGCUCUGCAGAGGACGACGGCGUGGACGAAGAAAUCUGCAUGAUCAACGAAGGUCCUCUCAUCCAGCAGAGCGGACCGCAGUCGAGCUCAAGUGGCCACGUUAACCGCGGUCUCCAACUCCCUGGGGACUCUGGCUGCAUCCAGGGUGACGAGGAUAACCUGAGCGAUGUUUCGGUGCACAAUACUCAGCAGUACUUGGCGAGGCUAGGCAUCGACACCUCUCGCUCACAGGUGGACACCGCCAGCAGUAAGGGUGGCACCAGCAUCGUCGCCGGAGGCUCACAAGAGCUGCUUCCUCCGCUCGGCCACUCCAUCUUUGACGAUGAGAACGGCGAGGCCGACCUGGCUAACCUUCUGUACGCAAAGUUGCAACACGGCCCCGGCAGCAGUGGCGCCAGCGCAGCGGGAGACGACCAGUCAGCAGCGUCUACGGGAGGCGGUGGCGACGUCCGCAGCACCCUUCUGGGCUUCACGGUAGCAGACGAGGGGCCCAGCAUGACGGGCUCGCUCAGCUCCAUCGUGCACAGUGAGGAGGAACUAACAGGCAGCUACAACUGGGACUACCUGCUCGAUUGGGGGCCCCAGUACCAGCCGCUGGCGCACGUUUUCUCAGAGAUCGCAAGACUUAAGGACGACACGGCUCCCUCGUCGACGUACGGUGGCAUUCCAGGCAAGAAGGCCCCACUGCCACUCACGCCGCAAGUCAAAACCGUUCCUCCGCCGUUGAUCACCAACGUAGCUCCCAGGUCGAUCGCCCCUGUGGCCAGGGCGUCCCACCAAAUGCCUCGGUCGCCUAUCAGCCACGAGUUUGCCGCUGCAAUGUCGCCGUCUUUCUCGCCCUCCCUCUCCCCCUUGGCCACAAGAUCGCCGUCUAUUUCCCCUCUGGUGGGCCCCUCGCUGGGACCCCACCACGGUCGGGCCCUGCCACCUAGACCCACGGGCCUCGUAUCGGGCACGCCGUCCGGCUCCGAAGCGGAACUGAGAAUCUAGUGUGAUACCUCUUACCCCUCAAGUGUAGAAAGUGUGAAUAUUGUGAAAUAUAAAAUCAAAACUGGACACAUUCUCGCGAAUUUCGCGUUGCUCAACCGAGAGUCAGGAGAAAAUGAUAAGGAGAUCUGAUUGUUUGUACAGAGAAAAUUUUUUAAAUUAAUGCAAUAUUACAUUGUGAUUACAAAAUUCAGACGGCACGGCCGCUCUCUCCUCUUACGAUUCGUAUACGCGAACAGUUCUUUCAUAAGAUGAUAAAUUUUCUUAAAAGUCUCGCCGCCUUGAGACCUUGUGAUAUUGUUUUAUAUUUGUACGUAAUUUAUCCAAGUGUUUUUGUAAUGCGCGUAUGCCUGCCCUUCGCAAUCAUAUCACAGCAUCCUUGCCAUUAAGAUGGCCCCUCAUUGUUCAUAUUGAUUGACAGUCGACGAGAGGAGAUAAAAGCAUAUAUAUGUGAGCUAUCACAGUCCGCCACUAUUGUCAGUUGCCAAACGAUUACUUUGUAAAAAAAUAAAUUAUGAUCAGAGUUGGCAUUUCAGUGGUAUGAUGCAGUAUACUAAUGUUAAUAUGCAAACAGCAAAUUGAGAACGAAUGCAACAGAUUUUAUUGUGUAAAUAUUAUAUUAUUUUCGAGCGGUAUGAAACAUGAGAAUUUGAGCGCAUAAUGUAACUGAAGGGUGCAAACAAAUAAAAUACAAAUUAAAAAUAA